Messenger RNA from Neltuma alba, 645 nucleotides. RefSeq lists its product as uncharacterized. The record is from RefSeq and is a predicted model, not a curated record. Lineage: Eukaryota; Viridiplantae; Streptophyta; Magnoliopsida; Fabales; Fabaceae. Bases 181 to 450 code for a protein of 89 amino acids. The transcript is spliced from 3 exons.
GAUCUUGGAAGUCAGAAUCGCAUAGAAGCCAAUGGCCAAAUGAGAAUAGACAAGUCCACGUAACAAGGAGAGGCACGCCCAGCGGGCAAAAAGAAUGGAGAACUCCAUAUAUAAGCAGGAGAGACAGCCCUUAAAGCCAACCCAAUAUCCAUAUAUUGAAAAAGAAGAAGAAGAAGGAACAUGGAGACUCAGUCUCAGAGCCCUGUCCCCCUCAGGGAAGUCGCCCCUGAAGGCAACUCAGUAGACGUGUGCUGCAAAACUGGAGAGGGUUGGACAUGUGUGGUAACCAAGGCCUCAGGCCCUGAUGCCGGCAAAUCCAUUAAAUGUGAUGAAAAUUGCUCGCUCACUAUCGAGGGGGACAAGGUGUGCAAAGAGGAGACGAAGGAGGUUGGUGAUAUUGCCUGCUGCAAAUGUGGUGAAGGUUGGAGCUGUGUCGUUUCCAAAGCCUGAAUGCUAUGUGCCACAUGUACCACUUAUCUUGAUAAUACAUGCCAAAUAAAUUCCGUCCUCAUUAUGCUGCAGAAAAUAAAGGAUUGUGUAUCACCAUGAAGGUUUUGCACAACCAACAGCUGUCUGUAUUACCGACACGCUGUUUAAUUAGUUCUUGUCAUGGUUUAUAUCUAAUAUUGGCUCUUCUUUCUUCUC